AUGGCAUCCAGUUUGGUGAACAAAAGUAACUUCCCCCUCAAUGACAGCAUCUGCUCCAUUCACCAUCCUUCCUCCAUCACAAGAGUGACCCUGUUGUUAUUCUACUCCAUCCUCUUGGUCAUCAGCUCCUUUGGGAACAUUCUGGCCAUUUACAUUGCCUCUCAAAAGAAGAAGAUGAACUCAACAGACCUCUACUUGAUCAACUUGGCUGUGUCUGACAUCCUUUUUACCUUGGCUCUGCCAGGAAGGAUCAUUUACUACAUCUUAGACUUCAAUUGGCCUUUUGGUGACUGGCUCUGUAGGGUGAUAGCCUUUGUGUUCUAUGUGAAUACCUAUGGUAGUGUCUACCUCAUGACAUGUAUCAGCAUUGACCGAUAUAUUGCUGUGGUUCACGCCCACCAGAAUCACAAAUUCCGCCAUGCUGGCUGGGCAAAGUACAUCUGUAUUGUGGUCUGGAGCCUGGCAUCCUUGCAGACAAUGCCAGUGCUCUUUCUGCCCUUGACCAAGAAGAUGGGUGACAAGCUGAGCUGCAUGGAGUAUGCCAGUAUCGAAAAGAUUCUCAGUCUGCCCCUUCUGCUUCUGGGGGGUUGUGUCCUAGGCUUCUUUGGGCCAAUGGGGAUCAUAUUAUUUUGUUAUGUUAAAAUUACCUUAAAGCUAUGUAGGAUAGCUCAAGAAAACUCAGUGACGAGCAAGAAUGAGCACCAGAAGAAGGCUUGUUUAGUUAUUCUGCUGGUGCUAAUGGCAGUGAUCAUCUGCUUUAGUCCUUACCAUUUUAAUAUUAGCCAGUUUAUGCUUAGAGAACUAUUCUAUCAGGCCACCUGUGCUGAGCAGAAAGCUUUUAAGGUGUCUCUUCAGGUCACAGUUUGUUUUAUGAACAUGAAUUGUUGCAUUGACCCCAUAAUUUACUUCUUUGCAUCCCAAGGCUAUAAGAAACAGUUCCUCAGGAUUUUUAAACCCAGAAUUUCAACACCUUUCUCCUCUACUGGAAAAAACUCUUCAGAAACAAACAGUAACAACCAUGGAGUUGACUCUGUGCUGGGUUAG
Gracilinanus agilis (Agile Gracile Mouse Opossum) is the source of this 1044-nucleotide messenger RNA. RefSeq names its product G-protein coupled receptor 183-like. Gene Ontology annotation, molecular function: G protein-coupled receptor activity; oxysterol binding. Bases 1 to 1044 code for a protein of 347 amino acids. The transcript has a single exon. The record is from RefSeq and is a predicted model, not a curated record. Gene Ontology annotation, cellular component: membrane. NCBI's taxonomy places the organism in Eukaryota, Metazoa, Chordata, Mammalia, Didelphimorphia, Didelphidae. Gene Ontology annotation, biological process: G protein-coupled receptor signaling pathway.